Molecule: messenger RNA, 1506 nt
Organism: Pseudopodoces humilis (Tibetan ground-tit)
Lineage: Eukaryota; Metazoa; Chordata; Aves; Passeriformes; Paridae
Gene: RMDN3
Product: regulator of microtubule dynamics 3
Cellular component (GO): mitochondrion; cytoplasm; mitotic spindle pole
Molecular function (GO): microtubule binding
Source: RefSeq, a predicted model, not a curated record
GCCGGGCCCCGGCUGGGGAUGGCGCUGGGGCUGGCGGCGGGCGCCGGCCUCUGCUUCGGGCUGCUCUGGGCCAUGCGCCGCCGCUCCAAGGAGACGACGAAGCCGCCGCGCCACGUCCAUACCAUGCCCAGAGCGCUGCUCCCGGCGGAUGCGGGCGAUGGAGCCAUGCCCAGCCCCCUGCUGAAGAGGGACGGGGAGCUGGAGCUGCUGGAGCGCCUGGACUGCAUGGUGAGGAGCAUCGUAGAGCUGAGGAAGGAGGUGGAGGAGCUGCGGAACAGCCUCCAGCACCUGGCGGUGGAGAUCGUUGGGGAAGUCAGGACCCACCUGGAAGAAACCCAGCGCGUGACUCGCCGGAGGAGGAUCCCCUUCCCCAGGGAGAGAAGUGACUCCACAGGCUCCAGCUCCAUUUAUUUCACAGCCAGCUCAGGGAAUAUCAACAUAGAUGAUGGAGAGAGUGAAGGGGGUUACACCACGGCCAACGCCGAGUCUGACUACGACCGGGAGUCGGAGCGGGAGAGCGAGGAAGGGGAGGACGACGUGAGCUGUGACACAGUGAGGGCUGUGCGCAGGGAUUCCCUGGAUCUGGUCCCUGAGGAUGAAACCCCUCUGGUCCUGGAUUCCUUGCUGGAGGAGGGGCUGGGGCAGCUCCUGGAGCAGGCUGACCGGCUGCACAGCGGGGAUGAGCAGGACAAGAGAGAGGGGUUCCAGCUGCUCCUCAACAACAAGCUGGCGGUAAAGUACGCCGGGCAGCAGGAAUUCCUGUGGCGCCUGGCGCGGGCGCACAGCGACAUGUGGGAGCUGACGGAGGACGCGGAGGAGAGGAGAUCCUACGCCAGCGGGGGGAAGGAAGAGCUGGAACUUGCCUGGCAGAAAUGGGAUCAAAGCGCUGAGUGCCACCAGUGGUUUGCCAUUCUAUGUGGGCAGGUGUCAGAAUAUGAGAGCAUUCCUAAGCGCAUCCAGGCUGGAUAUGUUUUCAAGGAACACAUUGAUAAAGCCAUUGCCCUGAAGCCACAGGACCCACAGCUCUACUAUCUCCUGGGCAGGUGGUGUUACCAGGUUGCCCACCUGGGCUGGCUGGAGAAGAGGACGGUGUCGGCGCUGUUCGAGGCGCCCCCGACGGCCACGGUGCAGGACGCGCUCCAGAACUUCCUGCGGGUCGAGGAGCUGAGCCCAGGGUUUUCCAAAGCAGGAAGAGUUUACAUUGCCAAGUGCUACAAGGACCUCGGGAACGCCUCGGCGGCGGUGCUGUGGAUGGACCUCGCUUCGGAGCUGCAAGGGAACACCAAAGAGGAUGUAGAAAGCCAGAGGGAACUUGAGGAGAUGCGCUCGGUCUGGGAGGAAUAAUUUUGGCAAAACUCAUCCCAUUGCAGAGACAGUAAAAUUCCAAAUGGAUUUCACAAUCCUGAUAAUUCCAAGUACACUUCAAGGAUAAACAGCAAGAGCUUACAGGAAAAGACCCAGCAGCACAUCCAGGAAAACAUCUUGGAAUUAAUGGGAUAAAAUCGU